This is a messenger RNA of Rhizopus microsporus ATCC 52813, 858 nucleotides long. RefSeq names its product alpha/beta-hydrolase. Lineage: Eukaryota; Fungi; Mucoromycota; Mucoromycetes; Mucorales; Rhizopodaceae. The coding region runs from base 1 to 858 and encodes 285 amino acids. The transcript has a single exon. The record is from RefSeq and is a predicted model, not a curated record.
AUGGUCAUUAUAACAAGAGGUAAUAUGAGAUUGAAUUACCAAUUCGAUGGAGUAAGAAAUAGCGUCGAUAGUCCUUUGAUAUGGUUAAUCCAUGGAGCAGGUGGUGACUUGAGUCAUUAUGAUGACUUAAAGACUGUCUUGGUGAAGCAGUCCUAUAGAGUACUCACGUGUGAUAUUCGCUAUCAUGGUCAAUCUCAACCUGUAGACGAUCAACAGACCGAGUUUCGCUUUGUUGAUGCAUUGGAUGAUUUAGACUAUAUCCUAUCACAUCUUGUGCACUCAUAUUAUCCUUCUUCUUCUUGUCGUAUUCCCUUGUACAUCAGUGGACUAUCCAUGGGUGGUGUCCUGUCCCUUCUAUAUGCGUCUAGGUACGAAAAGGAUCCAGAAUGGUCAAAACAACGACAGGUUGAACUCAAGGGUGUAAUUCCUAUUGCAUGUACUGUUCCUGGUCUUUUGCGAUCAAGGGAAGAAUGGAAGAAAUACCAGGAACCUCCGACGCUGAGCAUAAUUCAAUAUUCUAAAAUGGCCAUCGUACAAUCUGCCAAAUUGACCAAGUCUCAAGAAGACAUUAACCGAGCAAUGACACAGAUAUCAGAUCUUGCCUUAUACCAAUGUUUUUCAGAAGUAGCAAACUCACUUUUAGUAGAGCAGGACAUGCCAGUGACUAAGAUACCAAUGCUAUUGAUUAUCCCUGAGCAUGAUGUACUUACAAGACAAGAUAUGGAGGAUCUUUAUGAGAUCAACCAUCAGCGUAAUAUUAAAUGCCAAAAGGUAAUCAUACCAGAUGCACUCCAUAUGGUCAUCCUGGAUCACAGUCAACAAGUUGCCGAUUAUAUUGCACAGUUUUGUAAAGAUUGA